This is a messenger RNA of Symbiodinium natans, 668 nucleotides long. NCBI's taxonomy places the organism in Eukaryota, Dinophyceae, Suessiales, Symbiodiniaceae. The record is from the annotation of a GenBank genome assembly.
AUGCAAGCGCCGCCAUGGAGGAAGCUACCCGGCGACACAGCUGUGCUCUGGACCCUGGACAACCCGAAGCAGCUGGGCACUGCCGCCUAUGAUAAGUACGAGAAGUACAAGGCAUCGAAGACCCUGGGCGAGGCCUUUGCCGCCGGCGUGCGCGUUAUCGACCUCAACCACGACUACAAGAAGGGCUGGUUGAGGAUCAACUUUGACGGAGGCACCAUGCGCUCUUGGGGCCCCUGCGGUGUCCAUGGCGUUGAGGAGUUCCUUUCCAGUUUGGACCUCCGGGAGCUGGGUCGGCUUUUGGCAGCUUCCCGGAAAGCAGCGGAUGCCGCGCUGUGUGAGCUUCGUCAUCGCUGCCAGCACUUCGAGUACACGGGGCAGUUUGCCUCCUCCUCUCGCUCCUCCUGGGGCCGGGCCCAUCCCAACUCGAUGAAGGUGGCUUCGCGGCAGCUGGUCUUGUUCCUGCGGGCGCGGCAGCGCGCCUUCAUCGAGACCCUGGACCUCGCGAGGGCGCCGUUGAAGGCCCUCGAGGAUCCCGGCCUCCUGGUGGCCUUGAGAAGCAUGCGCUCACUGAAGAAGCUGGUGCUUCCAAUGGACGGCUGGGAGUCCAGCAGCAAGCGGCGAGCCGUUGCGACGGCCCUUGCUGGCAUCGACGUGGGCUUCGUGUUCCG